AUGAAUAAUACAAAAAAAGCUCACCAUAGUGGGCAAGCAAGUCCGCAGCUUGAACAGUAUCUGUCGCUGCUCGGACUCCUUGUCGAAUAUGUGAAGGCGAGGCCCGCUCUUGAGCGAGCAGAGGCGGCACAGGUCGGUGAACGCGGUGAAGUUGAGGUCCUCGGGCUCGGUCAUCGCGAAGCACCUGAUGAGGAGGUCGAGGAGGCAGGAGUUGUCCAUGUAUACGGCGGUGGUUGUCGGGUGGCGGGAGACGUCAACGCAUGUCGCGGGCUCUCGGGGAGGCGUCGCGCCGCCGCUGCGUUCGGGGGGCACUGGGCCCUGCGCUCCCGGCUCGCCCCCCACCACCCCGACCCCCUCGCGCCCCCUCGUACCCCCUCGCGCCCCCACGCCCCGCCCCCGCGACUACACGCGCGGAGGGUGGCUCGGACGCGCCGGAAAAUGCGUGCCAGUUUUCCCGUCUGCAAUUGCCGAUUGUCCGUAUUGAUUAUGACGUCU
Messenger RNA from Brenthis ino (lesser marbled fritillary), 495 nucleotides. The record is from the annotation of a GenBank genome assembly. NCBI's taxonomy places the organism in Eukaryota, Metazoa, Arthropoda, Insecta, Lepidoptera, Nymphalidae.